AUGACGAAAUCAUCUGAGAUAAGUUUGGAGGAAGCUGCUGAAGCUGUAAAACUGAAUAAAAUACAUGAUGAAAAGUACUUUUCAGAUCUUGAUAAAAUGUCUAUGUGUGAAUUAUUUUGUAUGGGAAUCGAAUAUAAAGUAAAUUUCAAACCUACAGAAGUCAAACAACUUUGCGUCAAGCUAGCACGUCAUUUAUGUAAGUUAAAUCCAGCGAAUCCUUCGGAACUCAGUAAUUAUUGCAAUUAUAUGCAUUAUUGGUUAUUUGAGCAAAUAGGUAAAAUUUAUACUAUACAAUCUGCAAGAAUUGGUGAUGUACCUUUUUUUGACAAACUUAUGGAGGCAUGGAAUGACGUUAACCGUACAAAAUUAAGUAACAAAUGUAAGCUGGAAAAUAUAAAAGGUGUUAAUUUAAAUGAAUUAAAAAAUAGGACAUAUUCGUAUAUUUAUUUUAAAAAUCUUGGAAAUAUUAAAAAU
Plasmodium cynomolgi strain B is the source of this 474-nucleotide messenger RNA. RefSeq lists its product as hypothetical. NCBI's taxonomy places the organism in Eukaryota, Apicomplexa, Aconoidasida, Haemosporida, Plasmodiidae. The transcript has 2 exons. The record is from RefSeq and is a predicted model, not a curated record. The annotation marks the transcript as partial.